Messenger RNA from Perkinsus marinus ATCC 50983, 933 nucleotides. RefSeq lists its product as hypothetical. NCBI's taxonomy places the organism in Eukaryota, Perkinsozoa, Perkinsida, Perkinsidae. The record is from RefSeq and is a predicted model, not a curated record. The coding region runs from base 1 to 672 and encodes 223 amino acids. The transcript is spliced from 5 exons.
AUGGCCCCGCCACAGAAGCAAUACAGGACAGAGGAGGGUGGACGUUGGAAAUGUGGCGUUGUAUACAGAGCCGGAACGGACACCAGCGAUCCAUUGGUAUCCGAUGCGGUACGGGCGUACCAUGCCUUGGGCGAGAGAUUUGCUGAGGCUAUGCAGGGCGACGCUAGGCCUGAAGAACGUUUGGAACUUAUAUCUCAGGCUGCGCGGCAAGCAAUGAAGGAUCCGGUUGUUGUCGCCAUGUUCCGUUCUGUUGAGCCCGCCUCUUCGCCUCUGCCAUCCAUCAUGCCUAAGCAGGAGACAGAUGGACUGAGCGAAAGGAGUUGGAGCCGAUCUCGACGGAGACCCUCAUCUCACGCCGACAGCCGAACUCGUCCGUUGUCUCGCAGUCGCAGUCCUCACCGUUUCCACGGAGAAUAUCUGAUGAGAAAUAAUCCCGGACUACAACGUAUACAAGCAGAAGACCCCAUCGCAUGGGAUGAUGAAGUGGACCAGAGUACCCCUGUUCCUUGGGAUACCGUCGGUCAGCGGACUAUCUCAUCACCUGUUCCACCACCCCCACCACCCGGAAGACCUCGAGUCUCAUCACAUGAUAAUCCUUUCAUCCCCUCCCCCGUACAUUUGCCACAGAGAACAGAACCGAGGGAUCCUUACUUCUAUACGAGAAGGCACUAGGGCCUCAUACUCCAGAUAUGCAAUAAUUGUGUCGAUGUUCGUGAACGCAUCCCGGUAGUGUCAUGUCAGAGCAGUGAGCUGAAUCAGCAUGUGCAGAUAUAAUAUACUCGAUGCCCUGAAGUUGCUGGAGUCUUCUGGAGUAUUAGCGCUGCGCUAAUAGCGCAUACUCCCGUGAUAUUUUGAGUACCCGAGUCUGAGGUAAUUACACGUCUCGGGUGCUAGUCCGAGGCCAAAUUGCGCUUCCAGUACGAUUUCCUUGUU